Rubroshorea leprosula is the source of this 1485-nucleotide messenger RNA. The record is from the annotation of a GenBank genome assembly. NCBI's taxonomy places the organism in Eukaryota, Viridiplantae, Streptophyta, Magnoliopsida, Malvales, Dipterocarpaceae.
GGAUAGUCUGCGAAAUCAGAGGGCGACCGGAGCGGAACGGAGCAGUUUCUGUUAUCCAUUUCUCUCUUUUGGUUCACACUCUCUCUCUAAAACGGCUAAAACGCAUAUACGCCUCUCUUUCUCUACCACCACCUAAAAAAAAAAAAAAAAACCAAAUUAGGGUUUCUGCAAUCCUUCGAAUUCAUUUUCCGCCAUGGAUUCUGAGUUGAUCAACACCGUUUCUUCCUCUCCUUCGCCGCCGCCGCUGGCGGCCGCUCACUGUCGGGAUAUAUCGAGGAAGAAGAGGAGGUCUGCCAAAUUGAAACAGUGCAAGUUGGAUGCCCGCCGCGAGCAAUGGCUUUCUCAAUGUGCGGUGAAGAAUAAGGUUUCCAAGGAGGAUGUAGAUGGGAAGUCGAAGCAAAUGUGUGGUGGGGGGAAUCGUUCGAUGGAGAAUUUGGAGGUGAGGAGAAGGGAGGAGGAAGAUGGAGGCAGAUCGAUCCAACAUGAGAGCGAUCCGGAGUCCCCGUCGAACAGUCCCACCAGCAUCCUUUUAGGAGCUAAGGAUUGUGGAACGAAUUUCACUAAUAGCAGCAGUAGCAGCAGCAGUGGAGGAUGUUGUUCUGGUAGCAUUACGGAGGAGGACGAAGGAGGCGAUGACGAUACCUUGGAUAAUUGGGAGGCAAUUGCGGAUGCAUUGGCUGCCGAUGAGAAGCAAGAGACUGAACAGAAUGGAAACCCAUGUUUGGGAUCGACCGCUGGGCCUGAGCCUAUUUCUCAAUCUGGUGGAAUGAAAAAUGGGUUGGGGUCGGGUGUUGAGAAUUCAAAGCAAGAGAGCACGAGGGCGGCGCCAAGAGCUAUAGGGAACACCAGGGCGUGGAGGCCUGAUGAUGCUUUUCGGCCCCAGAGUCUGCCUAAUUUGUCAAAGCAACAUAGUUUUCCGGCAACAGAUCGUCAUUUUGGUCAGGGAGGGGUCCACUGGGCCAGUCCAUCAUCUUGUCCUAUAUGCUUCGAGGAUUUGGAUUUGACGGACUCAAGUUUUUUGCCUUGUUUGUGUGGGUUCCGUCUCUGUCUUUUCUGCCAUAAGAGGAUUCUUGAGGAGGAUGGACGCUGCCCUGCUUGCAGGAAGCCAUAUGAGCAAGAUCCCGUGGAGGCAGAGCCUAGUCUCCUUGGAGGAAGCUUGACAUUUCGGUUGGCUCGCUCUUGUAGCAUGAGGGCAAGGUCUUAGGAGCAAUCUUUCUUUUGUUAACUCUAUGUUGGGUCUCCUUUUCCACAUGUCCUGCAUGUUAUGUUAGUAUAAGUGUUAUGUUAGUGUUAGGAUCUGAUUUUCAUAGACAGAUGUGGGUAUUUGGUGAUACCUUUUGGCACCUGGGUAUUGAACUGUUCUUUCGUAGUUUGGUUCUAUCUCAAUGGUGCUUGUGCUGCUGUAGAGGACUCUUUUUGGUGUGUGAAUAGAUAAGGUGGUAUAGGAAUUCAAUAGUCAAUACAUAAUAAAAAUAAAAAUCAGCU